Messenger RNA from Anopheles bellator, 1925 nucleotides. RefSeq names its product 32 kDa beta-galactoside-binding lectin-like. The record is from RefSeq and is a predicted model, not a curated record. The transcript has a single exon. Bases 222 to 1445 code for a protein of 407 amino acids. Lineage: Eukaryota; Metazoa; Arthropoda; Insecta; Diptera; Culicidae. Gene Ontology annotation, molecular function: galactoside binding; carbohydrate binding.
ACACAUUCGGUUGGGAACUUGCCAGUAACAUUACUCAUUCGCUGUACGCGCGGACAAUCCGUUAUCGGCUGGGGCUGGUCACCCAACACAUUUGCGACCGCAGUUGUGUUUGUGCACCACGAACAUGUUCCGCCCGUGUCAUCACCAUCACCCGUACCCCGCGGCCCUGGAUCGCGAAAUCGAGGCAGACCGCUAGACUGGACGAUCUUCUACACGCUCGGAUGGCCGUAUUUGUAUUUGCUAUUGCGCUCAAAACGUUCGGCGACUUGCUGACGUUCGGAAGUGCACUGUGGUCGGUUGGUGUGUGUGGUGGUUCGUGGUCGGAAUGCAGAUCGCGGAUACUUGCACGGCGCAAGGAACGGUUGUUUGAGGAACUCUUGGAGCGCUGUUAUCGCGAGAACGAAAACAUGUCCUCCGAAUCGAUAGAUAGCUGUGAUUUUGCGUACCCCGAGGGCACUGCCUCUCCCGGUUCGGUGAGCCUCGACAAGAGCAGCGCGACCGACGUGAUCUACAGAGAAGACAGCAUCACCGAGGUGUCGCCCGGAUUGUGCUUCGUUGUGGCCGGGACGGUUCUGCUCACUUGCGAGCGCUUCUCCGUAAAUUUGAUGCUGAAAAACGAUGACAUUGCGCUCCACGUUAACCCGCGGCUGCCGCAGAACUACAUCGUGCGCAACUGUCGCGUGAAGCGCUGCUGGGGACGCGAAGAGGUGGCAUCGCCGCUCGCCUUCAAUCUGCACCGAGGGCACCGCUUCAACGUGCAGAUUUUGGUGACCGACGACGAGUUUCUGAUCUGCGUCAACGGACGCCAUUGCAACACGUUCAAGCACCGGCUGCCGUACCGGAAGAUUUGUGCGCUCGAGGUGCGGGGAGAUGUGCGGGAUGUGGCCGUCGAGCAGUGCUACAUGGAAUGCUAUCCGCAGCUGGAGCUCGAACUAAUCCAGCAGCGCAGUCCGGAGGAGCAGUGCGCCAUCGCUGAUGAACGCCUGGCGUGUCACGAGAAAAGCUGCAAACCGAUGCCUUACACGGGUGUGCUACGGGAACCGUUUACCGAUGGCAAAAAACUACACAUUUACGGGCGGGUUAAGCUGCUGCCACAUUCGUUCUACGUCAACCUGCAAACCAGUGGGUACGUGUGGCCCCACCCGAACAUCCUGUUUCACCUGAAUCCACGUUUCGGCAGCGUUGGCGGCCGGCACGUCAUUUGCCGCAACUCGUGGCGCAACGGGAAGUGGGAGCGCGAGGAGCGAUCGGAAAACAUGUCCGACUUUAUGCCCGGCAAACCAUUUCACCUGCAGAUCGACUGCACCGACGGCAGCUAUCAGGUUUCGCUCAACGGCAACCUAAAGGCGGAGUUUCUGCAUCGCGACAAUCCGCGUCUGGCCGAAGCGGUCUACAUUCAAGGCGACAUUAAAGUAUACGAUGUUGUCGUGGAGAAGGCCUACUAGAUGUCGAUUCAAACGAGUGCUCUUUGCUCAUACAAUAAGCGCGUAGGCUUAGUUACUUAGUUAGUAGUUGUGCUAAUGCCAGGCGUUAGCAAAUGGUGGCUGGUGGUAUGCCCAGGUUGGGCGGCUAGAGGCUUUCCACAUACGUCCAUGUCGCCUCUCGAUUUUACGUUAAAAGGUGCACCCGUUUCGGUGGAAGAUUCGGCUUUAAAUGGAACCAAAACGAGAACAAUAAAGUAGUCCUUAGAUAACGUAUUUGAAAGUUUUUCCUCUUCUAGUAGAAUUCGUCUCGAGAAUGAAUCGAAAAAACGCGGUCGGCCAUGCUCUUUAAAGCCGGCUUCGAACUUCGCUAUCAGCGGUCGGUAUUGGUUUCUUAUCACAGUAAACCUAAAAGCAAGUUUACAUGCUUGUUCGGUGCUAAUUAACAGCGACGCGCGAUUAAUUGUAUGAACUAGUUUUACAAAUAAAGUUGAAGUUUGUUUU